Bicyclus anynana (squinting bush brown) is the source of this 2199-nucleotide messenger RNA. Its product is annotated as leucine-rich melanocyte differentiation-associated protein. The transcript is spliced from 6 exons. Gene Ontology annotation, molecular function: protein binding. Bases 252 to 920 code for a protein of 222 amino acids. The record is from RefSeq and is a predicted model, not a curated record. Lineage: Eukaryota; Metazoa; Arthropoda; Insecta; Lepidoptera; Nymphalidae.
AAAACGUCAUUUUAUUUUGACUUUGACGUUUUACUUUAACCUUGUUUUUAAAGUUUCUUUAAAUUUCAACUAUUACAAGAGUGCAUUUCAAUAAAAAUAGAUAAUAAUAUGUUUAUCAAAUUCAAAAGUAAAAAUUAAAAUCUGGUUUAUUAGUAAAUAAAAUAUUCACAGGUACUAUUAGUGACGAAGGCGGAGCGGCAGCCGCAGAUGUGGCAUUGGCAAGCGGAGUGCUAGUCGACUCGAUCUCUGCCAUGUCUCAGAGCGCUGCUCCUCCGGACUUGAUACAGUCAGCACAUGAUGCUCAUGAUGAAGAUCCCACAAAGCUGACCCUGGCGUAUGAAAGGCUAUACGAGGUGCCCCGGACUGUGGUGGAGCGGUUCUCAGAUCACAUCAGAUACCUGGACAUUAGUCACAACAAAAUAACUAAUCUGGAUGCUCUGGUUCACUUCAGACACUUGACGUCUCUAAUUGCUGAUGACAAUCCCAUCACUGAGAACUGUUUCCUGCCUCCCAUGCCUAAACUGCAGUUGUUAUGGCUGAAUCGCUGUAAAAUAUCGUCCCUGUACCCGUGGGUGGGCCGGCUGAAGGAGGCGUGCCCGGCGCUGUGCCUGCUGUCACUGAUGGGCAACCCGGCCGCGCCCAGCUACUUCAAUGGCGGCACCUUCUAUGACUAUCUGCAGUACAGGUUGUUUGUGAUCUCACAGUUCCCGUCACUCAGUCACCUCGACGACAGGAAAGUGACGGACGACCAACGCGCGGAAGCGCAGCGGCUCUACAAGAGGCCCCUGCUGGAGCGGCUCGUGAGGCCUGCCACCGGAGGCCUGGCCAUACUGGGGGCCUCGGUCACCUGGACCUCCGUGCAGAGUAAGCUUACCUCGUUUUGGGGUAAGAAGCCGGAGGGAAGGAACUUACUUAUAUAGCAGUUGGUGAACACUUGAGUGGGUUUAGGUUCACAUUUUAGUCACGUUUUGCUCACGAGUGUACUGAUUUUGAUUAAAGAGAAACCACUACUCUGUGGGUGUGAUGUAGGGAGGUGGAAGGCACCGAAUAAUGAAAAAAACAGGCGGCAGGCGAAUUUUUCAAUGUGAAAUUAAAUUCACCCGCGAGUGUACCUACCGAUGAAAGGUUCGCAACGGAAUUCAAGUACGAAUGGAAACGGAACGACUCGUCACAGACACGGAGAGGAGCUGGCAGUGGCGGAUUUACAAAUUUGCCGCCAGUAGGCUAUUGAAUUUUUGCAACUCUUGUUGAGCUCUGAAAUUCGUUUUAGAUCGCAAUCAAUACAAUUUUCUUAAUAUAAAGUUUUAAUAUUUUAGUAGGACUGUACAGGACGUUCGGGACUAAAUAUUAAAAUUGCCGUUAUAUUUCUUUAUUUCUGUAGAGGAAAAGUUUUUUGGGUCAAAUUUGCCGCCCCCUAAAAUCUGCCGCCCUAGGCUCUAGUCUACUUAGCCUAGUGGUAAAUCCCCCACUGGGACCUGGAAUUGAGAGUGUGGGAUAGUAUGUGGCUAUCAAACCAACACACACAAAAAUUUUAACCCUGCUCUGUUUUGUGUUACAUACUGUUCUUAUGGAGUUUUUCAAAAAUAUCUGUAAAGUAUCACUGUUUUCAAAAUGUAGGUAUAGUAAAUAUAUGACACUUUACAUUCUAUUGAAAUGUUACAUGUUUUAUAUUGGGCUUAUCUAGCAUUUGUCAGAGGACGCCCUACCGGCGAAGACGUACCACCAAGCAGUGUGGAUUUUCAUCAUACUCCUAACAAGUUUAGUGUAAAUAAAUAUAAAUAUUAUUGUUCUUUUUAUUUGCUAUUAAAGUUAUUUUCUUUAUAAAUGUGACUGAUGUGAGAUGUGUUAUGUGUUUUUUUUUUUUUGGAAUUUACAAAAUGUGUUUAAAAAACUGCCUGAAUAAUUAAAUAUCAUAAGUAUCUCUAUUAGAACAAAAUUAAUAAUAAUUUGCGGUUGUGUCUCUUGCCUAAAGAUAUUGCCUAUCUAUUUGCCUAAUUAUAUACUUACUCGUUAAUGUUACGAAUUUAAUUAAAUAAUUACAAAGUGUUAUUUAUGCUAAGCAGUUUGGGGUUAUUUCGAUUUGAAAUUAAAAAGUGUAGAUAUAGGUAUGUAUAAAAAGAUAAUAAUUGAAAGACAUGUGAAAAGUAUACAAAUUUAUUUUUAUUUACAAAAGUAAUCAAUAAAUUACAGGAACAAAUA